AGUCCAUAACAAACACGCUGUAGAUAAGGACAGACACGGCCCUCCCGUGGGCAGUGUCUUCUAGGUUUCAACGUGACUGUGUUUAUUUCCACGGGGCUGUCAGCGACACCUCUCUGAACUCAGACUGGCACAAUUGCUUUUAGAUUUGGGCUUUAGUUUGAACUCUGCGCUACUGCGCCUUUUGUGGCUUUUCAGAAAUACGAAGUUAGGAGUAUCGCUUAUGGGACUUGACCAUGGCCUCUCCGUCAGCAUCUACAUCGGUGGGGUCUGAGAUGCCCUCUCCUGGAGGCAUAGAGGCACUGCAGUUGAAGGUGGGCCCUGUGAAGAGGAGCCUGUUUGGGCCGGUGGACCACCAGCAGCUGCAGCAGGACUUCCAGAGAGUGCUUCGGAUGGGAGUGGAGGUGGCAAACAAGCGCUGGAAUUUUGACUUCCAGAGGGACGAGCCUGGAUCCGGCCCCAACAUGGAGUGGGAGGAGCUGAGUUUCCAGGAGGUGCCUGCCUUUUACCGCAGCUGUACAUUUCGAUCUGCACGGUCAGGAGCAGGGGCCAAACGGCGAUCCUCCUCCUCCUCUGGGCAGGGCUCUCCACUGUCCAGCAGCUCGUCCUCUUCAGGAGACGAGUACCUCGAGGUGACCACCAGGGGGUACUACAGGCUAGAGUCAGGCAAGCGCCGGCAGGCUGUCAUCACAGAUUUCUUCAAAGUGAAGAGGAAGAAACUCCUGCAUUAUAAAGAGUCUUCUCGACUGUAGAAACCCAAAGGGGAGGUUCAGGAGAGCCACAUAGUGGACACCCUCUUCUCCACUUCACCUCAGAGAUGAAGCUCACAUCUGUAUCUGUAAAUAUGUAGCGUUUUCAAACUGACUGUCCUGAAGCUCAUUAUUUAUGGGCUUAAAAAACAACACAACAUUUAAAUUCAGUACAAAGAAACUACCAGCCACCUACCUAAUCAAGCUCAGACUUUACGGUUUUGUGCAUAGUUAUAAAUAUCAUUUUUUAUACUGUUUUCCAAACUUUGAUUAUACUGUGAAUAUUUUAGAAUGCACUCUUCAGGAAAUUAUUCAAA
Messenger RNA from Boleophthalmus pectinirostris (great blue-spotted mudskipper), 1063 nucleotides. It is a transcript of the gene cdkn1d, whose product is annotated as cyclin-dependent kinase inhibitor 1D. Bases 234 to 749 code for a protein of 171 amino acids. Gene Ontology annotation, cellular component: nucleus. Gene Ontology annotation, molecular function: cyclin-dependent protein serine/threonine kinase inhibitor activity. The transcript has 3 exons. Gene Ontology annotation, biological process: regulation of mitotic cell cycle; signal transduction by p53 class mediator. Lineage: Eukaryota; Metazoa; Chordata; Actinopteri; Gobiiformes; Gobiidae. The record is from RefSeq and is a predicted model, not a curated record.